Messenger RNA from Xiphophorus hellerii (green swordtail), 3310 nucleotides. It is a transcript of the gene egr1, whose product is annotated as early growth response 1. Gene Ontology annotation, molecular function: DNA-binding transcription factor activity, RNA polymerase II-specific; RNA polymerase II cis-regulatory region sequence-specific DNA binding. The record is from RefSeq and is a predicted model, not a curated record. Gene Ontology annotation, biological process: regulation of transcription by RNA polymerase II. The transcript has 2 exons. NCBI's taxonomy places the organism in Eukaryota, Metazoa, Chordata, Actinopteri, Cyprinodontiformes, Poeciliidae. The coding region runs from base 469 to 2004 and encodes 511 amino acids.
GGGAAACCUCGAAGCUCAUAGAGAGAGCUCUGAGAGCACACAUGAGCAACUGUUAGAACAGAGAUACAUAGAAGUCUCUGCCUGAGAAACAUCUCUGCAAAAGUAAAACAAAAAAGUCAAAACAACAACCGUCCGAGACGGUCAGAACCUGAUUGGAUAGGUAACCUAAUUCAAAGCAAAAAAAUCAAGAGUGAUCAGUUGAUCAUUUUUGAUUAAUCUUAGGGAAUGAGAGGACUGAUUAGAUUCUUCUUGCUGAAAAGACGAGUGGAUUUUUCUCACUUCUGAGAGGAAAAGAAGAACAGCAACGGGAGAAGAAGAGCUACGGAGGAAAGCUGAACACAAGGUCUUCCACUGCAUCAACUGAAGUGUUGGGCUAAGUGAUCCCCUCCACCUGCGAGGCACCGCUCUGCCAGCACACAUACAGCAACUCCGCAGCAGCCACCAGCGCAGCCUCAGCACCAGCAGAGGAUGGCUGCAGCCAAGACCGAGAUGAUCCUCCCUGCCCUGCAGAUCUCAGAGCCUCUGAGCUUCCCUCACUCCCCCAUGGAUAACUACCCCAAACUGGAGGAGGUGAUGAUGCUCAGCUCUGCGGGGACCCCCUUCCUCACUGCCUCCGCACCCGAGGGUGCAGGCUUUGGCUCCGGGGAGCCAGGGGAGCAGUACGAACAUCUUCCUGGAGAUACGCUAUCUGAUAUCCCCUUCUCCUGUGAGAAGCCAGUUGUGGAGCAAACGUACCCCACCCAGAGGUUGCCCCCCAUAUCCUACACUGGCCGCUUUACCCUUGAACCUGCCACCACAUGCAGCAACAGCCUCUGGGCGGAGCCCAUCCUGGGCCUGUUCACCGGCUUAAUGAGCAACGUUGCUCCCACCUCCAGCUCUUCCUCAGCUUCGUCACAGACCUCUUCAUCCUCCUCAUCAACCAUCCCGUCCUCCUCCACUUCUUCCUCCUCAACCUCCUCAUCACAAAGUUCCAGCCUCAACACCUCAAUCCACCACAGCGAGCCCAAUCCCAUCUACUCAGCUGCCCCGACAUACUCCAGCCCCAACUCUGACAUCUUUCCAGACCAGAGUCAGGGGUACGCCAGCUCAGCUGGAUCAGUACAGUAUCCACCCCCUGCAUAUCCCAACGGCAAGACCUGCAGCACAAGUUUCCCUGUGCCCAUGAUUCCUGACUACCUCUUCCCCCAGCAACAGGGAGAGAUCAGCCUGGUGCCCCCAGACCAAAAGCCCUUCCAGAGUCAGUCAAACCAGCCAUCACUUACUCCUCUGUCCACCAUCAAGGCCUUUGCCACUCAGACUGGUUCCCAGGACUUAAAAAACAUCUACCAGUCCCAGCUGAUAAAGCCCAGCCGCAUGCGCAAGUACCCCACACGACCAAGCAAGACACCGCCACACGAAAGGCCCUACGCUUGUCCUGUGGAAACCUGCGAUCGUCGCUUCUCGCGGUCUGAUGAGCUGACACGUCACAUCCGCAUCCACACUGGCCAGAAACCCUUCCAGUGCCGCAUCUGCAUGAGAAACUUCAGCCGCAGCGACCACUUGACAACACACAUCCGCACCCACACAGGGGAGAAGCCCUUUGCCUGCGAGAUCUGUGGACGCAAGUUUGCCCGCAGUGACGAGAGAAAGAGGCACACAAAGAUCCACCUGAGGCAGAAGGACAAGAAGGCAGAGAAGGCUGGAGCUGCUGUAGUAACGUCGGCUCCAGCAUCUUCUGCUUCACCUGCCUCCAGUUACCCCUCUCCCAUCACUUCCUAUCCUUCUCCAGUGUCUUCUUACCCGUCUCCAGUCACCUCCUGCUACUCCUCUCCUGUCCACACUUCCUAUCCCUCUCCUUCCAUCGCCACCACCUAUCCAUCGGCGUCAAUGUCCACCACCUUCCAGUCUCAAAUCGCCAACUCCUUCCCUUCUUCAGUUGCAUCCAACAUCUACAGCUCCCCAGUGCCCACCCCUCUUUCAGACAUGCAGACCACUCUUUCCCCGAGGACAAUCGAGAUCUGCUAAGAAAGGAGCAGACAGAAAAACUUUUUUGUACUCUCAACGCACUUCUCCUUCUGCAAGGUUUCCAUUUUAGAGGGGAAAGAAAUCAGCAUCAAAAGGACUUAGUUUCCCUCCUCCUAAAAGCACUUUUUUUUGCUACCGGGUGCAGUGCAGGUGAAUCUUGAGAUUUGCCUGAAAGAAAGAAAAGAGACACAUGUCAAGGACUGGGCAAGGACAGCGUAACAUGUAAAAGGAUUUUUUUCAUACUGUCUCUGUAAAACAAAUGCAGCACUUCAAAUGCAUAUAGGACUCCUGAGACAGAUAGAAAACGGCUCCGGCGGGUCUGUUCUAUCACCGACCGAAAAAACAAAACAAAAAAUAAAUCCCACGCCAAGAGACAGAAAGAUUCCUCAGGCACGUUUGUCCUUGAGACAUUUAUACAAAAGACAUUGAAUGAUAUACAUAAGCUAUCAUAUAUGUAUAUUGUACAUGUGCCAUGUUUCGUUUUUAUCAUUCCUCGGUACCACUGAUGUGAACAAUUAUUUGCAUAUUUGCAUUGUAUUAUUUGAAGUGAGCAGGGCCAUAUUUUCUACAUACUUUCUCUAUUAUGUAGUGAUGAUGCUGUGAUAUGUUUUGACAUUGUUUGAGAUUAAAAAAAAAAGAAGCACUUAAGUAUUCGAGCAUGAGUAAGAGUGAUGUUAGUUUCUGUUGUAAAUAUCAUCCACUGGUACUAUCUCUUUCUCACAUGUGACAUAUCGCUUGGUUAUAUUGAAAAACAGAGAAAUGGAAAAAAAAAAUUUUUUUUUUUUUGGAAAAAAACCUAAACAAGACAAACGCUCCUGUUAUUCGGUGCCUUUCGUGAAGCCUUGCAGAUGUUGCGACUUGGCUGAGCGCGAGAGUGGAUGCACUGCAUCUCGCCUUAAGGAUUGAGGGAAUAUUUUUGUUACAGAAUGUACGCACUCAGAGGGAGGAAGAAAAAGGGACGAGCUAUGAGGGCACCGCUUCAUUUUAUCAGAAUGUAAGCAAAAAAGAAAAAAAAAAAAGAUAAAAAAUUAUAAAGUAUAUUUUUGUAAGUGUAAAUAUCCACAUCUUCAAGAGCUGGAAUGUUGAAGUUACCUACUGAGUAGGCAUGGGAUUCUUUUGUAUGUUAUAUACAUGCAGUUCAUUAUUUUGUGGUUAUCUUUAUUUUGUAUUUGUGUUCGUUAAAACAAGUGACUGUUUCUGGCUUCUAAACACAUUGAAUGCGCUUAACUGCCAGUGGGAUAUUUGGUGUACAAGAUAUCCUUCCAGAAAUGAAAUAUAAAUAAAUAAAAAUAUGAAUAUAUAUGAA